Helianthus annuus (common sunflower) is the source of this 2603-nucleotide messenger RNA. RefSeq names its product subtilisin-like protease SBT3. Gene Ontology annotation, molecular function: serine-type endopeptidase activity. The transcript has 3 exons. NCBI's taxonomy places the organism in Eukaryota, Viridiplantae, Streptophyta, Magnoliopsida, Asterales, Asteraceae. The record is from RefSeq and is a predicted model, not a curated record. The coding region runs from base 1 to 2286 and encodes 761 amino acids. Gene Ontology annotation, biological process: proteolysis.
AUGACACAAUCUAUGAAUCUUCGUCUCUUCUUUUUUAUUUUCACUCUGACAGUCAUACCAAUUACAAGAUCAUCUUCAUCAGAUGACUAUCAACCUUACAUUGUUCUUAUGGACAAAUCAAUGAUGCCAUCACCCUUCUCUAAUCACCACAAUUGGUACACGUCUUUACUUUCAUCAUUAACAGAUGAAGAACCUGCAAAGCAUCUCUACACAUAUAACCAUGUGAUGGACGGUUUCAGUGCAGUGCUCACAAAAUCGCAACUCGAGCGGCUUGAAAAGAUGUCAGGCCAUCUUGCAACAUUUGAGGAUCAACUUGGACAACUUCACACGACGCAUACGCCUAAAUUUUUGGGAUUAAAGAAACAUGCUGGGUUGUGGCCAAUUUCAGGUUUCGGUGAAGAUAUGAUUAUUGGCAUACUAGACACCGGAAUUUGGCCAGAAAGUGAGAGUUUUCAUGACAAAGGAAUGUCGGAAAUACCUUCUCGUUGGCGUGGAGCUUGUGAAGCCGAAAAUUUCUGUAAUAAAAAGCUUAUAGGUGCGCGUUCGUUUAGCCAGGGGAUGAAGCAUUUAAAGGAAAACAUUUCAACAACAGAUGACUACGAUUCGCCUAGAGAUUUCGAAGGACAUGGAACACAUACAUCUUCAACAGCAGCUGGUAAUCGAGUACAGUCUGCUGAUUAUUUUGGUUAUGCCAAAGGAACAGCUACUGGAAUAGCACCAAAAGCGCGGUUAGCCAUGUACAAAGUGUUGUUCUUGGACAACUCAUAUGAUGCUGCAGCAAGUGACACACUAGCUGGAAUGGAUCAAGCAAUAGAAGAUGGUGUAGAUCUAAUGUCAUUGUCGUUAGGGUUCGACGAGACACGGUUUUACCAAAACCCUAUCGCGAUUGGAGCGUUUGCAGCUAUGGAAAAGGGGAUUUUUGUAUCUUGUUCAGCUGGUAAUGCUGGCCCUCAUCCGUACACUAUGCUAAAUGGAGCUCCAUGGAUCACCACAGUUGGUGCUGGAACAAUAGACCGAGAUUUUGUGGCUUAUGUUACACCAGGUGAUCAGAAGUAUGGAAUCCUAAUUGGGAAAUCUAUUUUCCCCCAAAAUCUAUUGGUAGAGAGGGUUCCUAUCUACUAUGGAUAUGGAAACAAAAGCAAAGAAGCUUGUGAUGAUGGUUCUCUUGAUCCCAAAGAUGUUCAAGGCAAGUACAUUUUCUGUGAUGGAAUGUCACAAACUGAAUUGGAAACUAGUGGAGCUGCUGGAGCUAUCUUCAUUUCAGAGUCUGACGACAGUAAAUUUCUCCAGCCGAUAGACUUCAAUCUGCCGUAUGUUGUGCUCGAACCGAAGGUUGGUCAUCGGUUAAAAAAUUACAUAAUCAACACCAAAAAUGCAAGUAUUAGCGUUAAGUAUGGUGAAACUUUAUUAGAUGUUAAGCCAGCUCCACAAGUAGCUGACUUCUCCUCAAGAGGACCCGCCACGCGAUCUCCAUGGAUCUUAAAACCAGAUCUCUUGGCUCCGGGAGUCAAUAUCCUCGCCGCAUGGGCACCAAAUAGAGCAAGCGCACCAAUUGGAGAUGAUUAUUUGCUCAGUGAUUACAAACUCGUAUCCGGCACAUCCAUGGCUUCUCCACAUGUCGUAGGCAUCGCUUCUUUACUGAAAUCUACCCAUCGUGACUGGAGCCCGGCUGCAAUUCGAUCUGCGAUGAUGACAACAGCUGAUAUUCUUGACAAUAACAGAAGCAUAAUCAUGGACAUGACCUUCGGCGAACCAGGUACCCCUCUGGAUUACGGUGCGGGCCACGUUAACCCAAACAAAGCCAUGGACCCUGGGCUAAUUUAUGACAUCAAACCACAAGACUACAUCAACUAUCUCUGUGCAAUAAACUACACAAGACACCAAAUCCAAAUUAUUUCAAAGCAAUCCGAGAUUGAUUGUUCAAAUGCUACUCUUGAUCUUAACUACCCUUCGUUUAUGCUGGUCUUAAACAACACAAACACCACUCGUUCCACCUUUCAAAGAGUGUUAACAAAUGUCGGGACAUCAAGUUCUUCAUAUCGAGCAGUGGUCGAUACUCCUCCCACAGGUAUGAACAUUGUUGUCAAGCCUUCAGUGAUCUCUUUUGAAGGGAAAUACAGUACAGCUAAGUUUGAGGUGAUUGUUGAUGUUGACAUAACUGAUGCUCCUCCGGCCGUUUAUGGGUAUUUUGGUAACUGUGGAUAUCUAAGCUGGUUCGAGGUAAAUGGAACUCAUGUUGUUAGAAGUCCGAUCGUAUCUGCAAUCGCAUCUGCCAGACCACCCUAAGGUGCAUAAAUGGUUUAACAAAAGGUGCAGCCUCCUGCUGCUUUUGAUGCUUAAAUAAGGAAUGAUCACUUCGAGAUGUCCAAUUCAAGUAUCAUGGAAUUUUAAAUAAAUUGACUUUAUAUAUUGAAAAUUGAAAAGGAACGAUUCACCUUUCAUGGGUUUCUAAUUUCUAAGCUACAGAAGUUUUUUAGGCAUUAAAAAAGCACAGCAAGUUAAAGAAAACAGAAAAGAGCAAAGAAAAUAGACCAAUGAGUACUAUCAAUUGGUUUGGGUGGAGAAAACCUCAUGACUUUUUAAUGUGGAGGUUAUCGGUUAGA